Molecule: messenger RNA, 1988 nt
Organism: Vespula pensylvanica (western yellowjacket)
Lineage: Eukaryota; Metazoa; Arthropoda; Insecta; Hymenoptera; Vespidae
Gene: Rcd-1
Product: CCR4-NOT transcription complex subunit 9
Exons: 4
Coding region: 514-1437 (307 amino acids)
Biological process (GO): negative regulation of translation; mRNA catabolic process
Cellular component (GO): P-body; CCR4-NOT core complex; CCR4-NOT complex
Source: RefSeq, a predicted model, not a curated record
UUAGGAAAUAGGAUAGAGGUUAUGUGGCGCUGUUGUUCGCAUACGGUGUUUCGGUAAGUCGGUUUUGUCCGGUUAAACAGCCGAUGCGAGUUUUCUAACAGCCGUUAAGGGAUACAUAUUCUAUGUAUACGCAUAUAUAUCGUUUAAGAAUACACGAUUUCUUUUUAAAAUUGAUUGAAUGAAAAAGUAAAAGGUUUCACGUGUUUCGUGCAACGAUUUUCUUGUUGCUUGCAAGAACUUAUAUUUUAUAACCUAUAAGUCAUAAUACGGAUUAUAGAAAAAUUGUCGAGAGUCCGUUAAUUACGAAGAAAUAGUGUAAUUUAUAAAUAAAAAGGCAUGAUGGUUUAUGUGACCGAGUGUGACGAUAAAUCUUGAAUGAUUUGGUUAGUUUGCGUUCUUCACGGACACAUAUUUUCGACGAUACGAAAGUAUUAAAUCGUGCACGUUUUACGUUAAAGAAUGAAUUACAAAAAAGAGAAAUAAUACGGAGGUAUAUCGUAAGGGAAGAUUGAAAUGAGCUCUCAACAAAGUCCGGCAGCAUUGCAGUCGACCGUGGAUCGAGAAAAAGUUUAUACAUGGAUCAUUGAAUUAUCCAAUCCUGAAACUAGAGAAAAUGCUCUUUUGGAACUCAGCAAAAAGCGUGAGGUAGUGCCUGACUUAGCUCCAAUGUUAUGGCACUCUUUUGGUACAACAGCGUCUCUCUUGCAAGAGAUUAUAAAUAUUUAUCCUGCUAUUAAUCCUGCAACUCUUACCGCAUAUCAGAGCAAUCGUGUGUGUAAUGCUCUUGCGUUGUUACAAUGCGUUGCAAGUCAUCCAGAUACCAGAUCGGCCUUUCUUCAAGCACACGUACCGUUGUUCCUGUAUCCAUUUUUGCAUACCGUAAGCAAAACAAGACCGUUCGAGUAUUUGAGAUUAACGAGCUUGGGAGUUAUAGGUGCAUUGGUCAAAACGGACGAACAGGAAGUUAUAACAUUUUUAUUGACUACUGAAAUUAUUCCGCUUUGUUUGAGAAUUAUGGAGAGUGGUUCAGAAUUGAGUAAAACUGUAGCCACUUUCAUUCUUCAGAAAAUUUUGUUGGAUGACAGCGGUCUUUCUUACAUAUGUCAGACUUAUGAUAGGUUUAGUCAUGUUGCGAUGAUAUUAGGAAAAAUGGUUUUGUCCUUGGCUAAAGAUCCUUCUGCAAGAUUAUUAAAGCAUGUCGUUAGAUGUUAUUUAAGACUCUCUGAUAAUCCAAGAGCCUUAUUGGCACUGAGACAAUGUUUACCAGAUCAAUUAAGAGACAAUACCUUUGCGACUUGUUUACAAGAGGAUGCAUCUACCAAACACUGGUUAAAUCAACUUCUUAAGAAUUUAGAAACCGGUCCUCAACCGGGACCUCCUACUCAACCGGGUCAACAAGAUCCUAGAUCUAUUGGAAUGUCACCACUUACUUCUUAGAUCUUAAACUUUUACUACUAAUACAAUAAUUCGUAUUUUUCUAAAAAAAAGUCAAUCGUAUUAUGGUAUUAAAGGCUUUCUCGUUUUUAAACAAAAUUGAUUACUCUAUCAUACGAGAAAGGUAAAAUUACCUUCUUCUAAUUGAUCUUACAAUUACGUUUAUGUUAUUAUUUUUCUUUUUUUGUUUUGCAAAAUGAUUAUUUCUAUAUGUUAGCCGAUUAUUUCACAGCGAUUGUAGAGAUUAUAGAAACCUAUCAUAUCAAGGUAAAAGAAAAAAAGAAAAAAAGAAAAAAAAAAAUAAUUUUUUUGAAUUUCUCCAGUCAUCGUAUGCAAUAAUGUAAAUGCGUAUAAUUAUUAUACGUAUCCAAUGUAUAUGUGUGUAUGUAGCGUAUAAAAAUUAUCUACUCGCGGGAGAUAUAAAAUUGCUUGUGAUCAAGUUCUGCGGAUGUUGUAUAGCAAUUGUAUUUUUAACUUCUUCUAUAAUAUAAGAAAGCUCAAUCAUCGAAACUUAACUGUAUAUUUUCAAAUAAAGUAUGUACAGUAUGUGAGAA